Jaculus jaculus (lesser Egyptian jerboa) is the source of this 3765-nucleotide messenger RNA. It is a transcript of the gene Esyt1, whose product is annotated as extended synaptotagmin 1. Bases 47 to 3364 code for a protein of 1105 amino acids. Gene Ontology annotation, molecular function: lipid binding. The transcript is spliced from 31 exons. Gene Ontology annotation, biological process: lipid transport. NCBI's taxonomy places the organism in Eukaryota, Metazoa, Chordata, Mammalia, Rodentia, Dipodidae. The record is from RefSeq and is a predicted model, not a curated record.
CUCCAGCUAGUGUCCGUUUCGGGCGGGUCCUCCUGCAGGCAGCACCAUGGAGCACCCUCCGGAGGAAGGCUCCGGCUCCGGCCCCGGCCCCGGCCCCGCGGAACAGCCCCCUGCGCCCUCCGACCCCUCGGAUCAGCCCCCUGCUGCACCCACGAAACCAGACCCGGGUUCUGGGGUCCCCCCCGGUGGGCCGGGCGCGGCAAGCGAGGCCCUGGCGGUGCUGACCUCGUUCGGGCGGCGGUUGUUAGUGCUGGUGCCCGUGUACCUGGCCGGGGCGGCGGGGCUCAGCGUGGGCUUCGUGCUUUUUGGCCUCGCCCUGUACGUGGGCUGGCGCCGGGUCCGCGACGAGAAACAACGGAGCCUGCGGGCGGCCAGGCAGCUCCUGGACGACGAGGAACGGAUCACGGCCAAAACGCUCUACAUGAGCCAUCGAGAGUUACCUGCCUGGGUCAGCUUCCCAGAUGUGGAAAAGGCGGAAUGGCUAAACAAGAUUAUGGCUCAAGUGUGGCCUUUUCUGGGUCAGUACAUGGAGAAGCUUCUGGCUGAAACUGUGGCCCCGGCUGUUCGGGGAUCUAACCCACAUCUUCAGACAUUCACAUUUACACGAGUGGAAUUGGGCGAAAAACCAUUACGCAUCAUAGGAGUCAAGGUUCACCCUAGUCAGAGAAAAGAUCAGAUCCUACUGGACUUGAACAUCAGCUAUGUAGGUGAUUUGCAGAUUGAUGUGGAAAUAAAGAAGUAUUUCUGCAAAGCAGGAGUCAAGGGCAUGCAGCUACAUGGUAUCUUGAGGGUGAUUCUCGAGCCGCUCACUGGGGACCUUCCUAUUGUGGGAGCUGUGUCAAUGUUCUUUAUCAAACGUCCGACCUUAGACAUCAACUGGACAGGAAUGACCAACCUGCUGGAUAUCCCAGGACUUAGCUCUCUCUCUGACACAAUGAUCAUGGAUUCCAUCGCUGCCUUCCUUGUGUUGCCCAACCGUCUACUGGUGCCCCUUAUGCCUGACCUUCAAGACGUGGCCCAGUUGCGUUCCCCUCUGCCCAGGGGCAUUAUACGGAUUCACCUGCUGGCAGCUAGAGGGCUGAGUUCCAAGGACAAAUACGUGAAAGGCCUGAUUGAGGGCAAGUCAGACCCCUAUGCACUUGUGCGUGUCGGCACCCAGACAUUCUGCAGCCGUGUCAUCAAUGAGGACCUCAACCCUCAGUGGGGAGAGACUUAUGAGGUCAUGGUACACGAGGUCCCAGGGCAGGAGAUCGAGGUGGAGGUGUUUGACAAGGAUCCAGAUAAAGAUGACUUUCUAGGCAGAAUGAAGCUGGAUGUAGGGAAGGUAUUACAGGCUGGAGUACUGGAUGAUUGGUACCCUCUCCAAGGUGGGCAAGGCCAGGUUCAUUUGAGGCUAGAAUGGCUGUCACUGUUGCCAGAUGCAGAAAAACUGGAGCAGGUCCUACAGUGGAAUCGGGGCAUCUCCUCUCGACCAGAGCCCCCGUCAGCUGCCAUCCUGGUGGUCUACUUGGAUCGUGCCCAGGAUCUUCCUCUGAAGAAAGGAAACAAGGAACCAAACCCUAUGGUACAACUGUCAAUUCAGGAUGUCACUCAGGAGAGCAAGGCUAUCUACAACACCAAUUGUCCAGUGUGGGAAGCAGCUUUUCGGUUUUUCUUGCAAGACCCUCGAAGCCAGGAGCUUGAUGUGCAGGUGAAGGAUGACUCCAGAGCCCUGACUCUGGGGGCGCUGACCCUGCCUCUGGCUCGCCUCCUGACCGCACCAGAACUCACUAUGGACCAGUGGUUCCAGCUCAGUGGCUCAGGCCCAAACUCCAGGCUCUACAUGAAACUGAUCCUGCGGAUCUUGUAUUUGGACUCGUCACACAUCUCCUUCUCCACUAUGCCCAGUGCUUGGGAUGCAGACGGUGAGAGCCCUCAGAGAGGCAGCAGCGUGGAUGCUCCGCCUCGGCCCAGUCACACGACUCCUGACAGCCACUUUGGCACUGAGAAUGUACUUCGGAUCCAUGUGUUAGAGGCUCAGGAUCUGAUUGCCAAAGACCGUUUCUUGGGGGGACUGGUGAAGGGGAAGUCAGACCCCUACGUCAAGCUGAAGGUGGCAGGAAGGAGCUUCCGGAGCCACGUUGUUCGGGAAGAUCUCAACCCCCGCUGGAAUGAGGCUUUUGAGGUGAUUGUCACAUCAGUUCCAGGCCAGGAGCUAGAUGUUGAGGUCUUUGACAAGGACUUGGACAAGGACGACUUUCUAGGCAGGUGUAAAGUAAGUCUCACCACAGUCCUCAACAGUGGCUUCCUUGAUGAGUGGCUAACCCUGGAGGAUGUCCCUUCUGGCCGCCUGCAUUUGCGCCUGGAGCGUCUGACCCCCAGGCCCACUGCUGCUGAGUUAGAGGAGGUGCUGCAAGUGAACAGUCUGCUGCAGACUCAGAAGAGCUCAGAGCUGGCAGCAGCCGUGCUGUCUGUCUACCUGGAACGGGCAGAGGGCCUGCCGCUCCGGAAAGGUACCAAGCCUCCUAACCCUUACGCCACCCUCACUGUGGGAGAGACUUCCCAUAAAACCAAGACUGCUUCCCAAACAUCAGCCCCUAUCUGGGAUGAGAGUGCCUCCUUUCUCAUCAGGAAGCCACAUACUGAGAGCCUGGAGUUACAGGUUCGUGGUGAGGGGAGUGGCAACCUGGGCUCCUUAUCCUUGCCCCUCUCAGAGAUCCUCCAGGCAGACCGGCUCUGUGUGGACCAUUGGUUUGCUCUCAGCAAUGGUCAGGGCCAGGUGUUACUGAGAGCACAGCUAGGGAUCCUGGUGUCCCAGCAUUCUGGAGUGGAAGCCCAUAGCCACAGCUACAGCCCCAGCUCCUCUUCUCUGAGUGAAGAGCCAGAGCUCUUAGGGGGACUGUCUCACACCACCUCCUCAGUCCCAGAGCUCCGGCAUCGCCUCACCCAUGGUGACAGUCCCUCUGAGGCUGCCAUUGGGCCUCUGGGCCAAGUGAAGCUAACAGUCUGGUACUACAGUGAAGAACAAAAGCUUGUCAGCAUCGUUCACAGCUGCAGGGCCCUGCGACAAAGCGGAAGAGAUCUCCCUGAUCCCUAUGUGUCGCUGUUGCUACUGCCAGACAAGAGCCGAGGCACCAAGAGGAAGACCUCCCAGAAGAAGAGGACCCUCAACCCUGAGUUCAGUGAGCGGUUUGAAUGGGAACUUCCCCUGGAUGGAACUCUCAAGCGAAAGCUAGAAGUCUCUGUGAAAUCCAAUUCCUCCUUCAUGUCAAGAGAACGUGAGCUUCUUGGUAAGGUGCAGCUGGAUCUCUCUGAGAUGGACCUUUCCCAGGGUGCAGCCCAGUGGUAUGACCUGAUGGAUGACAAAGACAAGGGCAGCUCCUAGAAGCUAGCAGUGACCAGCCUGACUUCGCUGCCUUCUUGCCUCGCGUCUUACCGCACCACCGCCUCGAUGGGAUGAGGCUACAGCUAGGGCUCCGGCGCUGAGCCCGUCGCUCCAGCCUUUUGCCUUCCAGGCCCACACUCGGGCCUUUGCCUAACCAAAGAGAAGGACUACGUGUUACCCUUUACUGCACGGCCUUUAUCCCACAGGCUCCUCGGGCAGGGGUCUGAGCUGCCUCUUUCCUGCUCUGCCUGCACAACUGUGCUCUCUUCCACCCAACUCCUCAGGGCCUUCUGUACCUGUGCCUGGCCACUGGCAGCACCAGCAGUGGCAUUAGCUCAUGCCAAACACAGCCUUUAGAAAGAGUUUUUUUUUAAAAAAAGUAAUAAAACCACGGAAUGCUU